AUGGAACCAAGCAAUGAGUUGGAGUUUGAAAUAAAAGAAGCUGACAAUCAAAGGUUGUACCAAAAUGAACAAACUGAUUUGGAGUUUGAGGACAUCAAUAAAUGGGAAUACGGAGUUCAAGUUGUAAGUAAUGAACUUAACAUUCAGGAUCAAAAUGUCACACAAGCUGCUGCAAGGCAGGAAUUUUCAAGCCCAAGGUCUAUACAAGUGCAGGUUGAGGAGAUAAAUUCUGUUGCUCAAAAUGGUCGAGCCCCAGUUUUGCAAGUAAUCGAAGAAACUGGAAUCAGGAGAUUCGACAGUAGAUUAUGCACGGAAGAAACGGCAGACUCCAUUUAUGGCAAGUUUUCUUUGCCAACCCUUAUGAUUGGUGGGAUAAUAGGAAGAGUAAACCUCAGCAAAAUUAUCCAGACAUUAAGCACAAGGAUACUGUUGACGUCUGGAUCGAACAACAACUCCAAUUGUAAGAUUAUAGAUCGAGGGAAUGAAGUCCCGAAAACACAUUAG
Molecule: messenger RNA, 504 nt
Organism: Fraxinus pennsylvanica
Lineage: Eukaryota; Viridiplantae; Streptophyta; Magnoliopsida; Lamiales; Oleaceae
Source: the annotation of a GenBank genome assembly